GUGGGACAGCGGGGAUGGCCGGUGGCGGAGCGGGUGGAAGGGCUCCGUACCCAGCCUGGAGGGGGCGAAGGGCCGGGACGCCCAAAGAGGAACUCGAUCAGAGCGGAGGGGAGCCACCGAGGUCUCCGCUAAACUGUUCUACCCAGGAGGCUGGGCGGAGCCGCCGACAGAAGAGGAGGAGGAGCUGCUUGGUGCUGCUGCUGCUGCUGCUGUUGCUUCUGCUGCUGCUAUUACUUGGCAAGCCGGAAAAUCUUGUUCUUUCCUGGGAAGCGACCGAAGAUCCGCGCGGAUUGCAUUGGCAACCGGACGCUGGAGGAAGCUGGAGGGAAUCAUGAGGCGACUGGGGUGUUUGGGAGAUGAUUUGAAGGGUACAUGUGACUAACCCACCUCAGACUCCCUCACCCAUUCUGCUACCUCAGGAGCCUAAUAGCAUUGGAUUUCCACUGGUUCUGGACACUCUCAAGGGGCCAUGAGACUAGCAGGUCCUCUUCGUGUUGUUGUGAUUGUCUUGACAGCAGGGCUGACCUGGAUCCUUGUCAGCAUCUUGUUGGGGACCCAAAGCAGUUUUUCUCGCCUGCAGCAGUUCCUCCUCAACAGUCCAGAGAACACUCCCGCUACAGAUUUGGACAAGAUCAGAGUGGUCUCGGCAAAGAAUUUUGCAGGCAGCCGCAAUAGUCAUCGCAAACCAAGGCCAAAGAAAUACAAGUGUGGCCUCCCUCAGCCCUGCCCAGAGCAUUCGUUUGCCUUCCGGAUGACAAGCGGUGCAGCCAAUGUUAUUGGGCCCAAAAUCUGCCUUGAAGAUAAAAUGCUAAUGAGCAGCAUGAAGGAUAAUGUAGGCAGAGGUCUGAAUGUUGCCCUGGUGAAUGGUGUGAAUGGAGACUUGAUUGAUGCUAAGUCUUUUGACAUGUGGGCAGGAGAUGUGAAUGAGCUGCUAAAAUUCAUCCGGUCAUUGCACGAAGGGACAUUGGUAUUUGUUGCCUCUUAUGAUGAUCCUGCCACAAAAAUGAAUGAAGAGGCCCGUAAAAUCUUCACAGAAUUGGGCAGCAAGUUUGCUCGGGAACUGGCCUUUCGAGACAGCUGGGUCUUUGUUGGAGCCAAAGGAGUGCAAGACAAGAGUCCCUUUGAACAGCAUAUGAAAAACAGCAGAAGCUCCAACAAGUAUGAGGGCUGGCCCGAAGCCCUUGAGAUGGAGGGCUGCAUUCCGCAGCGAACCACCGAGGUCCUGUGAGGGUCCGUUUCUUCAAAACUUCAAGUGAAUUUUUUCAUGGGGAUGGGAGAAAAAGUCUCCAGUCUUCCACUUAUUGUUGUCUACCCUUAUUGUGGCAGCUGCCUUUUUUCCCUUCUCCACAGUGGCCUGUUUGGCAGUGCCUUAAUAAGGCCAACCAGUUGCCCUUUUCAGAAAAGUUUUCUUGCCCUGGACUUUGGGAAGAAAGAACGUGUAAACAACUCCUUAUUGUCGGGUUAGUUCUCACGUCCCUUCUCUAGUGCCUUACAUUUUUCCCAGGUGAAGGGGCUAAUCCUCCUUGCCCUCUUCCCUGCUAUAAAUUUGCAGAGACAAUUGAUUUCCUCUACUGAGAACCGAUCUGGGGAUUUUAUUUGUGAUAAUUUAAAGCAGGAGGAAGAACUCUUGGGCAGGGGGAGUAAGUGGGAGAUACCAUGAAAAGUGGGAAGGUCCCCCCAUUUCUUUAUCUCCACAACAUGCUUCUAUCAUGCCUUCUUUACAUGUUUGCACCUUUCUUUGAUCCAUGCACAUCUCAAUCAAACAUGCAUUCUUUGCAUGUGUAGAAUCCCUGCAGUGCUCACCUGAAAAGCAUGGAGGUCAAAGGAAGAGUCCCGUAUUCAUGAGGUUCUGCCAAAGGAACCACUCUGAAUCAGAGUUUAUCUAUUUUAACACCACUGCUGUUCCAAAGGUGUUUAUCUCUAUUUUAACACCACUGCUGUUCCCCUUAGUUUGCUAAACUUGAGAAAUGCCCAGUUACUGCUUCCUGUAGUGUAAUGUUGGUGCUUCAGUUUGGGAGGGGAUUGGGUGAGGACUGAGUCUUUCAUUCAUCCUUUUGCCCAUGUUCACUUUUUUUUUAUAGAGUGUAGUUGAGGGAAUCCAAGUUGAAAGUUUCCAUUUGCCCAAUCCUUGUUGCUGAACAACUUCUUCAAUAAAUACUGUGUAAAACAA
Molecule: messenger RNA, 2170 nt
Organism: Pantherophis guttatus
Lineage: Eukaryota; Metazoa; Chordata; Lepidosauria; Squamata; Colubridae
Source: RefSeq, a predicted model, not a curated record